GGAGGCGCUGCAGCUCUUUAGUCCGCAAAUAAACUCACUAAAGAAAGAAAGAGCGCUCGUGUGAUGUGUUUGUGUAUUCAGUGUUUUUCUCUCUUGCGCGUUUCAUUGACUUUAAACAGACUCUUGUUUCUGUGUAUUUAAGUGUUGAGACGUUGAUGAUGAGAUGUGCUGUAAAUUAGUAUGAACUGAUCUGUUCAUGCUGGAUAUAUUGAUGAUUUCAUCACAGAAAUCGCUCAGCUGAAGAAAGAGGAGAUUUAGCAAUGAAUCGAGAGGAUGUGGAUUGUUGUGAAUCUUCAGUGUAUCUGACUGAUGAUGGGAGUCUGGAUUCAGUGUGGAUGAGCAGAGAUCAGAGCCGCACACCACAGACACUGCUGGACUCUAAACUCUCUGAAGAGAAAUCCAGACACACACAAGACUCUGAUCUCAGUCUGACUUUACUCUGUUAUACUGAGUCAAAGCUCACAGACACUCAUGACACUACAGUGUGUGACAGUAAACAGAGCUUACAGGAGGAUCAAACCUCCACAGAGUCUCUGGAUUCUGUCUGUAACGCUGGAGAACAGCAGCAGAUCCUGCAGACCAAACUGAAGAUGUGUUCAGUUAAAAUCAUUGACUGCACGAACCUCAUGAUGAAGACUAAAACUGAACCCACAGAAAUCAAAACUGAACUCACAGAAAUCAAAACUGAACCGACAGAAAUCAAAACUGAACCAACAGAAAUCAAAACUGAACCCACAGAAAUCAAAACUGAACCCACAGAUAUAAAAAUUGAACCCACAGAAGAGGAAGAUCGCCCUGAUGAAGAUGAUGACUUUAUUACAUCAGAUGUGAAGAGCGAUUCAUGUUUGGAUAUCGAAAUAACGUCCUCAACAUCAAAAGAGCGACUGACAGCACAAACUCUUUCCUGCAUCACCUGUGGAAAGACAUUCAGCUCACAGAGACAUUUAGAGAGACAUGAGAGAAAACACACAGAACAGAAACUCUUCACCAGAUCUGAGAUCAGCUUUACUACCUUACAAGAGAAGAAACUUCAUUCAGAAGACCACAGAGAGAAGAAGAAGAAGAAGCAGUUUCACUGUGAGCAGUGUGGGAAGAGUUUUGUCUGUUCCUCUAAUCUAAAUGUUCACAUGAGGACACACAGUGAUGAAAAGCCUUUCAACUGCACUGAAUGUGGAAAAUACUUCAGAACCAAACAACAUCUUGAUAUUCAUCAGAGAAUUCACACAGGAGAAAAACCUUACGAGUGUCCUCACUGUGAGAAGAGUUUUAAUGUAAAUUCUGCCUUACUAAGGCACCAGAGACUUCAUACAGGUGAAAAACCUUUCAAAUGUUCUCAGUGUGACAAGACGUUUGCUUGUUCAAGUAGCUUAAUAAGCCACGAAAGAGUUCAUACUGGAGAAAAACCUUAUCACUGUAGUGUCUGUGGGAAGAGUUUUAGUCAAGGGGCUUCAUUACAAAAUCACAAGAGAAUUCAUACAGGUGAAAAACCUUUCAAAUGCUCUCAGUGUGACAAGACGUUUGCUCAGUCAGGUCACUUGAAAGCCCAUCAGAGACUUCAUACAGGUGAAAAACCUUUCAAAUGCUCUCAGUGUGACAAGACGUUUGCUUGUUCAAGUAGCUUAAUAAACCACGAAAGAGUUCAUACUGGAGAAAAACCUUAUCACUGUAGUGUCUGUGGGAAGAGUUUUAGUCGACAGUCACCCUUAAUAAGGCACCAGAGAAUUCAUACAGGUGAAAAACCUUACAAAUGCUCUCAGUGUGAUAAGACUUUUUCUAAGUCAGAUCACUUAAAAUCUCAUCAGAGAGUUCAUACUGGAGAGGAUGUGGAUUGUUGUGAAUCUUCAGUGUAUGAGACUGAUGAUGGGAGUCUGGAUUCAGUGUGGAUGAGCAGAGAUCAGAGCCGCACACCACAGACACUGCUGGACUCUAAACUCUCUGAAGAGAAAUCCAGACACACACAGGACUCCGAUCUCAGUCUGACUUUACUCUGUUAUACUGAGUCAAAGCUCACAGACACUCAGGACACUACAGUGUGUGACAGUAAACAGAGCUUACAGGAGGAUCAAACCUCCACAGAGUCUCUGGAUUCUGUCUGUAACGCUGGAGAACAGCAGCAGAUCCUGCAGACCAAACUGAAGAUGUGUUCAGUUAAACUCAUCGACUGCACGAACCUCAUGAUGAAGAUUAAAACUGAACCCACAGAAAUUAAAACUGAACCCACAGAAAUCAAAACUGAACCAACAGAAAUCAAAACUGAACCAACAGAAAUCAAAACUGAACCCACAGAAGAGGAAGAUCGCCCUGAUGAAGAUGAUGACUUUAUUACAUCAGAUGUGAAGAGUGAUUCAUGUUUGGAUAUAGAAAUAACGUCCUCAACAUCAAAAGAGCGACUGACAGCACAAACUCUUUCCUGCAUCACCUGUGGAAAGACAUUCAGCUCACAGAGACAUUUAGAGAGACAUGAGAGAAAACACACAGAACAGAAACUCUUCACCAGAUCUGAGAUCAGCUUUACUACCUUACAAGAGAAGAAACUUCAUUCAGAAGACCACAGAGAGAAGAAGAAGAAGAAGCAGUUUCACUGUGAGCAGUGUGGGAAGAGUUUUGUCUGUUCCUCUAAUCUAAAUGUUCACAUGAGGACACACAGUGAUGAAAAGCCUUUCAACUGCACUGAAUGUGGAAAAUACUUCAAAACCAAACAAAAUCUUAAAGUUCAUCAGAGACUUCAUACAGGAGAAAAACCUUACGAGUGUCCUCACUGUGGGGACAGUUUUAGUGUAAAGCAUACAUUACUAAGGCACCAGAGACUUCACACAGGUGAAAAACCUUUCAAAUGUUCUCAGUGUGGCAAGACGUUUGCUUGUUCAAGUAACUUAAAAAACCACGAAAGAGUUCAUACUGGAGAUAAACAUUAUCACUGUAGUGUGUGUGGAAAGAGUUUUAGACAACGGGCUACAUUACGAAAUCACAAGAGAAUUCAUACAGGUGAAAAACCUUUCAAAUGUUCUCAGUGUGACAAGACGUUUGCUUAUUCAAGUAACUUAAAAAACCACGAAAGAGUUCAUACUGGAGAGAAACCUUAUCACUGUAGUGUGUGUGGAAAGAGUUUUGGACAACGGGCUACAUUACUAAAUCACAAGAGACUUCAUACAGGUGAAAAACCUUACAAAUGCUCUCAGUGUGACGAGACUUUUUCUAAGUCAGAUCACUUAAAAUCUCAUCAGAGAGUUCAUAGUGGAGAGAAACCUUAAAGGAACAAUAUGUAGAAAUUUAUAUCAAUUAAUAAUAAAAUGGCCCUGCAUGUCACUAGA
Messenger RNA from Misgurnus anguillicaudatus (oriental weatherfish), 3311 nucleotides. The record is from RefSeq and is a predicted model, not a curated record. Lineage: Eukaryota; Metazoa; Chordata; Actinopteri; Cypriniformes; Cobitidae.